Molecule: messenger RNA, 189 nt
Organism: Fusarium venenatum
Lineage: Eukaryota; Fungi; Ascomycota; Sordariomycetes; Hypocreales; Nectriaceae
Source: RefSeq, a predicted model, not a curated record
AUGAAGCCAUAUUUUAUGGAUAUGAGCAUGACGCUCGCUCGAGACCCUACUAAGGCCAACCCUCAUGAUGGGAUCACUCGUCGUGAUUAUACUUUCGCCCAUUUCAAGACUGUAAGAACAUCCGACGAGGAGGCUCUUUCAAUGGCACAAGAAGACACUGGUUGCAUUAAGCCAAAGUCUGUAUUCUAA